Molecule: messenger RNA, 1791 nt
Organism: Uranotaenia lowii
Lineage: Eukaryota; Metazoa; Arthropoda; Insecta; Diptera; Culicidae
Exons: 2
Coding region: 1-1791 (596 amino acids)
Molecular function (GO): nucleic acid binding; zinc ion binding
Source: RefSeq, a predicted model, not a curated record
AUGUUACAUUUUGGGGGUCCUCAGUUGCAAAAAGUUUACAAAAGUUUGGAGGGCACUGAAGAUUUUCCUCUGGUUAUGGUAGAGAAGCCUUGGUAUGAUGUAGCAAUCAGUCGUUUGGAUGCGUAUUUCAAACCGCGUCGUCAAGAUGUUCUAGAGAGACAUAAGCUACGCACUAUGAAGCAAGGUACGAAUGAGAGUUUCGCUCAUUACGUUCUGCGUCUGCGCCAGCAACUGAUGGACUGCGGAUUCGAAAAGUAUUCAAAAGAGGUCCGCGUUGUUUUGGAGGAGAUCAUGCUUAUCGACGUUAUUGUGGAAGGAUGCAACUUACCAGAGCUUCGAAGGAAGAUUCUGGAUAAAGAUCAGUCCUUGUCAGAUAUUGAGGCCAUGGGAACUUCGCUGGAGAGUGUACGACAUCAGGAAAAGGAGUUCAAAGCUGGAACGAAUAUGAAUGAUGGUGGACAUAUAUCGGUUUGUGAAGUCGGAACAUGGAAACCAAAAGCAGAACGCCAGCAAGGAAGAAUUCUGAAACGAAUUGCUGUUGGGCCUCGUAAAAUUUUUGGUAAUGGACCCGAAAUUAUAUGCUACGGUUGUGGACGUCAAGGACACAUUUCUAAAUCACAAGUAUGUCCAGCAAGAGAUCAACCUUGUCGGAGAUGUCAGAGGCUUGGACAUUUUGAGAAAGUCUGCCGGAAACGCGUUUUUAAUUCGCGAAAACCAGAUUUUUCUAAAAAAGUUGAUGCAAUUGAGGUAGAUGAAAACAUGCCAAGCCAAGACAUUAAAUCUUGUACGAGGUCACUUGAAUCUGAAAAAAAGCUGUGUUAUACGUUCUACACGGGAUGCAAAACUAACGUGUUCAAGUGUGCAAUUGGAGGUGUUGCAACUGAAGUGUUCAUCGAUUCGGGUUCAGACGUCAAUAUAAUAACUUCUGAGACAUGGACAAAGCUGAAAGCUCAACAUGUUAACGUAGACAAGUGCGAAAAAGGAAGUGAUAAAAUCCUCAAGGCCUACGCUAACAAUGAACCACUUCCUAUUUUGGGAACAUUCGAAGCCAUCGUUGAGAUUGGGAAACGCGCAUCAAACUGUAAAUUCUUCGUUGUUGAAGGUGGACAAAGAAACCUGUUGGGAGAUGAGACCUCUAAAAAUUUGGGAAUAUUGAGAAUAGGAUUGGAAGUGAAUCAGGUGAUGGAUGGAACAGAUGUGAAGCGUUCUCCGUUUUCUAAGAUUUCCGGUGUUCAAGUUCGUGUUCAGAUGGAUCCAAAGGCAGUUCCAAUCUUCCAGCCAUUGAGACGAGUACCGAUUCACCUUGAAGCAGCAGUGACCGAGAAGUUAGACGAACUUCUAAAGCGAGACAUAAUCGAAAUUAAGGAAGGCCCGGCAACGUGGGUUUCACCGCUUGUGGUCGCAAACAAGGCUAACGGAUCAAUAAGAUUAUGCGUGGAUUUACGACGUGUCAACCAGGCAGUCAUUCGCGAUCGGCACCCCAUGCCUGUUAUCGAAGAUGUUCUGGCCAGGAUUGGAAGAGGGAAGAUCUGGAGUGUACUGGAUGUUAUGGACGCGUUUUUCCUACUGGAGCUUGAUGAAGAAAGUAGAAAUGUGAUGACGUUCAUUACUCAUCGUGGGCUUUAUCGAUUCAAGCGCCUUCCCUUCGGUCUUGUCUCUGCUCCUGAAAUAUUUCAAAGAACCAUGGAUCAAAUACUAGCAGACUGUGAAGGCGCUUACUGGUACCUUGACGAUGUAGGAGUCGAAGGAAGCACCGUUGAAGAACAUGAUAUUCGUUUGAAUAAGGUAUGA